AUGCAGCUAAGUUGUAGCGUGGAUAUGGAAGAGUCGAAAUCGUGUAUAUCUUUUUCUGUGGACUAUUUAUUAGCAGAUACUAGAAAAACACAUAUUCCAAAACAAUUCUCAGUGGACAGAAUUUUAGAAGAACGAUUGCCGGGACCCUCAAUUGAUACUCCUUGUUGGUCACAUCCUCUUGAAUCAACAUUUUCUUGGAUUCCUAGAUCUCCCAAACCCGUGGAAGGAGCAAAGCUGCCAGCCAUGAAAUGCCAGUUGAGGAAACAUAAAAGUAACAGAAAGCCUCGAACUCCUUUUACAACUCAACAGCUGUUGGCACUAGAAAGAAAAUUCCGCUCGAAACAAUAUUUGUCCAUCGCUGAGAGAGCAGAGUUCUCAUCUUCUUUAAAUCUAACAGAAACACAAGUAAAAAUUUGGUUUCAGAAUCGUCGAGCAAAAGAGAAACGAUUGAAAGAAGCUGAAAUGGAAAAAUUGCGUAUGGCAACGCGCCCUAUAUUGCCGUCCUUUGGAUUUGGUAUGCAUUUCUUGCAAAGUCAUUUCAAUAGACCAAUAUUAGGACCUCUGAUGGCACCUUAUCCUAUAUACUCUUCAUCUUCAACUGUGUGCCCGCAGUAACAUGUGUCUUGAUGAGACUUUAGAGUGGACAUUCAAUUGUGAUAUUUGUAGCAACUCCACGCUCGGAGAUUUAAAUGCACUUAACAUUACUGGCCAAUAUUAUCAAAUUAUUUGGCUUCUUAAUUUUGUUUUAAUUAUUGCUCAUUUAGUUUAAAAGUCUUCUUUCAUUGUGAAAAAAAAUAUUAUUCUCCAAGAAAAGAAAUUAAUAAUUUUUAAUUGGAUUGUGUGCCAUAGUUAAACAUUUUUAAAAGAUUACACCAACAAUUAUAAUUGCAGUGAAACUAUAUUUUUCAAAUAAAGCAGUUAUACAGAGUGCUGGUAUAGAAUAUCACAGUUUAAAUGGUAUAUUCUAACAGUUUAUUUAUAAAGAAAACUCAUUCAUCAAACGAGGAAACCAGUAAGAAUCUAGUAAGAUAAAUUGCUGUGGUAUAUAUUCUAUAAUAAAUUUCUAAAAUAUAACAUUGAAAGUGGGACAUUUUUUUAGGAACAUCAUCUAAUUUAAAACUGUUUUAAUACUUUCUAACAUUUUGAAUGUGGCUAAAGAGGAUUAUGCAGCAGAAAAUUAUAUAAGUAGUUUUUAGAAGCUUACUUCAAAACAAUCUUUUCAUUAUCGUUAUUAAAAGUGUCAUCGUAGUGUGAAAAAUAAAAAAGAUAUUUUUCUCGUUUUAUAAAAA
Parasteatoda tepidariorum (common house spider) is the source of this 1289-nucleotide messenger RNA. Its product is annotated as homeobox protein MSX-2. Gene Ontology annotation, biological process: embryonic morphogenesis; regulation of transcription by RNA polymerase II. The record is from RefSeq and is a predicted model, not a curated record. Gene Ontology annotation, molecular function: RNA polymerase II transcription regulatory region sequence-specific DNA binding; DNA-binding transcription factor activity, RNA polymerase II-specific. NCBI's taxonomy places the organism in Eukaryota, Metazoa, Arthropoda, Arachnida, Araneae, Theridiidae. Gene Ontology annotation, cellular component: nucleus.